Esox lucius (northern pike) is the source of this 2976-nucleotide messenger RNA. It is a transcript of the gene siah2l, whose product is annotated as seven in absentia homolog 2 (Drosophila)-like. Gene Ontology annotation, molecular function: ubiquitin conjugating enzyme binding; zinc ion binding; ubiquitin protein ligase activity. Gene Ontology annotation, biological process: proteasome-mediated ubiquitin-dependent protein catabolic process; multicellular organism development. Bases 1389 to 2120 code for a protein of 243 amino acids. The record is from RefSeq and is a predicted model, not a curated record. The transcript has 2 exons. Gene Ontology annotation, cellular component: cytoplasm. Lineage: Eukaryota; Metazoa; Chordata; Actinopteri; Esociformes; Esocidae.
GCCUGGUUGAAAGGGAUGAAAAGAGGAGAGAGACAUGAAAGGGCCAGAGAAUAGUGAGUCUUGCCUGGAGUCCCAACAGUCUGUGUGUAGGGGGAAUAGAAACAUGAGGUAGGAGGGUUGUUUUACUUGGCUAUGAAACAACCCCCCCAUCUUACACACACACACAGAGACAGGCUCUGUAUUGCUGCCACUGCAUUCUUGUGUGUGUGUGCUGCAGUCAUUUGGUGGGGGAAUGUUUUUGUGUGGUGGCUGCUCUGCCUUGUCUGUCAGCGCACAGGGCUGUGUGGAAAGGAGGAGAGAGGGAGAGCGGCAGAGAGAGCGAGAGAGAGCGGGAGAGGGAGAGAGAGGGCGUCCGCGUUGUGGCAUUUGUUAUGUAGGCAUUCCUCUGUCCAGCUACAGCUGAUUCGGUAGGAGCUUUUGGUGUAAGUGUCUGAGUGUUUGUUGACAUCCAUUGUUCUACUCUUUAUUGUGUUUUAAGCUCAGUAAGCCGUCGAAGAGAAGAAAGCGUAAGGGUAGAUUACAUGUUAGCAAUUGACUGCUGCAGUCGAACGCCAGGAAAGGAGGGAGAGCACGAAGAGGAGAGACAGCUGUUAUCCUCUGUGUUGCUCUGUUAUUCUUGUCCUGUAAGGAGGCUUAUUGCUGGUGUGUAGCUCUAGCUGAGACGAAAAGGCUGUUACUGAAUGUUUUCUCUCUUGGUAGCUGACUUAUUGUGAGGUAGUGAGCGGCGCUGUGUUUCAAGCAGUGUUUAUGGUAAGGAAAGAGAACCGACUGAAUUCCUCCAGAGACUCCGAGAACCUCAAGGCAUUUGCUUAGGCUGCCUUUUUGGAAGAGAUUCAGUUUGUCCUGUGUUUCAGAAACACCAUGCGCGUAGUUAGCUGGUGGCAGUAUCAGUCCUAGAGGUAAUGUGACUUUGGACGAACACCCCGAUCAGUCUGUUACGUGGACAGAUACUCAGUGUAUACCAGCGCCACUAUGAACCAGAUGUUAGGGACUUUAUUUUAUCACUUGUGUGCUGUCAGUCAUUACAGGAACCAUUAAAGCUGGGUGUGUGUUGGGUGGGCAGCUCUCUCUUUGCCUCUGGCUGCCUUUGCGUUUCAGGGCACUGACAGACGUAUUGCUCUGUGUGGCCAGCAGUCAUUCAUACCUGGCUUAUGGUAGAGAGGAGAGGUGUUCUAUCCUUAAAGUGUGCAGGGAUACAGCCUCAAAGCUACUUGAGUAAUUUUAGCGGGACUUUGAUACACAGGCGUUUAGAUUGUAAAGCACAAGUGCGACCAUUGAUAGGUCUCCUGGGGUAUAGUAAAGAAUCACUGGUGCGUGAAAUUGGUUGAGGGGUAGAGUGUGUCGGACAUUGUGUUAGACGCGUGUGUGUGCCCACUCACUCCCACGCCAUGCUUUGCCCGGCGUCCUGCCUACCUCUCCUGAGGGAACUGGCUCAGUGGCGAUGCCUUCUGGGGUGGCACCGCCAUUCGGGGGUCACAGCAGGGGCCGGACCGACGUCAGAGGUCAGUGGUGGGGUAGGGGGCACGACUCGACCCAUCUGCCGCGCCGACCCACAACAGGGGAGCAAGUACGCAUCAGCCGGCUGUCUUCUGUCCCUGCAUCAUAGCGAGAAGCCUGAACACGAGGAGGUGUGCGAGUUCCGUCCCUACACCUGCCCCUGCCCGGGGGCCUCCUGUAAGUGGCAGGGCUCCCUGGAGGCCGUCAUGCCCCACCUGAUGCAUGCCCACAAGUCUAUCACCACCCUGCAGGGAGAGGACAUCGUCUUCCUGGCCACGGACAUAAACCUGCCGGGGGCAGUUGACUGGGUCAUGAUGCAGUCCUGCUUUGGCCACCACUUCAUGCUGGUCCUGGAGAAGCAGGAGAAAUAUGAGGGCCACCAACAGUUCUUCGCUGUGGUACUGCUCAUUGGCACCCGGAAGCAGGCUGAGAACUUUGCCUACCGCCUGGAGCUCAAUGGGAACCGGCGGCGCCUUACCUGGGAAGCCACGCCCCGCUCCAUCCAUGACGGUGUGGCGGCCGCCAUAAUGAACAGCGACUGUCUGGUGUUCGACACGUCCAUCGCUCACCUGUUCGCAGACAACGGCAACCUGGGGAUAAAUGUCACCAUCUCGAUGUGCUGAGUGGAUCAGAUGAGAGUCUCCCAAGCACAUGCUACACAUACAGGCCAGGGAGUGGGCUGUAGGCUUCUCUUGAUCUUCCACACUGUGACUCACUGCUUUACAGUGUGUGAGAGGACAGGUGUGAGAUGGAGAGAAUGUGUGUUUCGAUGCAUGUUGGCUCCCCAUAAGGCUUGAAUGGAGACUGGCCUGUAGAUGUUUCAGUGGUUGGGGGUUUGCCUGUCCUGUCAUUGUGUGUACUGGAAACAAUGUACAGUAGCCUGAAUGAGGUCUCCAAGUGAGGUUGCCUACACCCCAACCCUGGUCAACAACUCCACUCACGCCCACCACCUCUUCUGCCCAGCUAGCCAGUAGCAGGCAAGACGUGCACUGCCAGGGCGGGAAAUGGCGGUGAGUCGAACUACAGGAACAUUGUGGCAUUCAGAAAAAUGUCCACUUCAACUGUAAAUGACCCCUAUAGGUGCAGCUUCCUAAUCCUCACAGAAAGUUGACAUGUUGAAAGUUGGUCAGUGGAACAAUUGGGCCUCAGAGACGCAUUUGUGAGCGGAGUCGGGCCUGAGAGUGACCAAUGCGCUGCCUCAGUCUGGGUUAGUGUGAGCUAUGCCGGGGUUGCUUAUGCUUUGCUAAAUACUUGCACUGACCAACUCCAUACUAUUCAGAAAAGUGUCAUUGUUAUUAAAACAAGCUUAUUUUAUGUCCAUUGUUUGAAAUGGUGACGGUGGUGGUUGUUACACUGUAACUGGGCUGUGUGUGUGUGUGUGUGUGUGUGUGAGAGAGAGAGAGAGAUACAUUGGUGGUAGAUUGUGAUUGUAAGCAGAAGACUGCAUGUCUGUCCACCUUGUAGAAUAAAGACACAUCA